Molecule: messenger RNA, 195 nt
Organism: Racocetra persica
Lineage: Eukaryota; Fungi; Glomeromycota; Glomeromycetes; Diversisporales; Gigasporaceae
Source: the annotation of a GenBank genome assembly
AUGUUUGAAAUAUUUAAUAAAAUUAUUAAAAAAACUAAUAAAGAAAAGCAAAAAGAAGUUGGUAAAGAAGGAGCCGAAGUUGAUAAAAAAAAGCAAAAGGAAGUUGGCAAAGAAGGAGCCAAAGUUGAUAAAGAAAAGCAAAAGAAAGUUGGUAAAGAAGAAGCUGAAAUUGAUAAAGGAAAGCAGAAAGAAAUU